Messenger RNA from Lolium rigidum, 991 nucleotides. RefSeq names its product ras-related protein Rab7. Bases 101 to 721 code for a protein of 206 amino acids. Lineage: Eukaryota; Viridiplantae; Streptophyta; Magnoliopsida; Poales; Poaceae. Gene Ontology annotation, cellular component: vacuolar membrane. The transcript has 7 exons. Gene Ontology annotation, molecular function: GTPase activity; GTP binding. The record is from RefSeq and is a predicted model, not a curated record.
GCGCCGCGCCAGCUCAGCUCUUUCGUCUCGUCUCGCCUCUCCUCUCCCCUCCCCUCCCCAGUCCCCUCCGGCGAUCGGCCGCCCCGGACGCUAGAUCCCGAUGGCCUCGCGCCGGCGCACCCUCCUCAAGGUCAUCAUCCUCGGCGACAGCGGGGUUGGGAAGACCUCCUUGAUGAACCAAUAUGUCAACAAGAAGUUCAGCAACCAGUACAAGGCUACGAUCGGCGCCGAUUUCCUCACCAAGGAGGUGCAGUUCGAGGACAGGCUCUUCACUCUACAAAUAUGGGAUACAGCUGGCCAGGAAAGGUUUCAAAGUCUAGGUGUUGCAUUCUACCGUGGAGCAGAUUGCUGCGUUCUAGUUUAUGAUGUUAAUUCCAUGAAAUCGUUUGAUAAUCUGAACAACUGGCGCGAAGAAUUUCUAAUUCAGGCUAGCCCAUCAGACCCUGAUAACUUCCCUUUUGUUCUUCUGGGUAACAAAGUAGAUAUAGAUGGUGGAAACAGCCGUGUGGUCUCUGAGAAGAAGGCGAAAGCAUGGUGUGCCUCGAAAGGGAACAUCCCAUACUUCGAGACUUCUGCCAAGGACGGAUUAAAUGUGGAAGAGGCUUUCCAGUGUAUAGUAAAGAAUGCUCUGAAGAAUGAACCAGAGGAAGAGUUGUAUAUGCCGGACACCGUGGAUGUGGUGGGUGGCAACCGGGCUCAGGGAUCAUCAGGAUGCUGUUAGAACAUGAGGACCACACCUGUCAUUCUAUCCUCUUACAUUACUGUAUCUCCAUGGUGACACCAGUAUUUCAUUUGUGACCUUUUUCGAUCAUCACCUCAAAAGUACCCAAGGAAUGAUUGACGCAUCUGUUCCGAGCUGUCAAUUUGUGGAUGCUGUGUAGUUUAUCAUGAGUAGCGUUAUAUCUUGUGAAUACAGUCGGCGAAAUAAGCGAAGUGUAAACUACAGUGCCUUCAUUGUGGUUUUGUGUGAAAGAAACUUGAAUUUGUUCUG